Liolophura sinensis is the source of this 2027-nucleotide messenger RNA. RefSeq lists its product as uncharacterized. The record is from RefSeq and is a predicted model, not a curated record. The coding region runs from base 34 to 1233 and encodes 399 amino acids. The transcript has a single exon. NCBI's taxonomy places the organism in Eukaryota, Metazoa, Mollusca, Polyplacophora, Chitonida, Chitonidae.
CGACCGCAUUUGUCUCACGUGAAACUUUCAUCCAUGGAUGCAUCAGCAACCAGAUAUGACAAGGGUGGCCCGUUGGAAGAUCUGCUGUCUCCGGACGGAGAAACCAACAACUGGUUAGCACAUAACAUCCGCUGUGUGGAUGAGGAUUAUAUUUCAGCAGUUGUCGUCGCAGAGUGGAAAGCCAAUGUGGAACCGGUCACAUACAGGUACGUACCAAAUAAUGGGUCCUACCGUAAAACAAAAAACUUAAAACGAGAUGACACAACAUUCGAGAGAAAGGUGCCUCUUAGUUGGCAUCAGAGAAAACUACAAAAAGAAAUUCAAAGAGACCUGAAAAGAGGUUUGACUUUGCAAAGGCCGCUGAUAUCUAAACCGGAAGCCGAGAAUGUUGCCAGCAGGAAUGGACAACUGAACCGGGAGAGAUCUAAAUCAGAUGUGACCUUGGAAUACAAUGCCGCCAGGGCACACCAAAGACUAUCGCCGGUUUUAUUGCCCGCAUUAGACGACUCAUUAGUGCUUCACGCUGUCAAUGACAAAUUCAUUGAAACUUUCACCUCAAGACUGUCCGCACUGGAUGAGGAAAUCCAACGUGACGCGAAAUUGUAUCGAAAGUCUCGACCGGAAGACGAGCUAAAGGGGGCUUUUACCCGGGCGAGGAUCAAGGAUUCCAGAGUGGCACCGCUGGGAGCAGAGGCUCUCACUAACGAGACCUUUUCCAUUAAACCCCUUAGAGGUAGGCCCCAGCUUCGACCCCUUGAAAAAGUCACACCUCAGCAGCGUAUCACGGAGGAUUUGGGAAAAAUGGCCGUGGCACAGUUGAAAUACACCACCGUGUCUAAAGGAGAGAUUCAGAACGUUCCAAUGGACAACAACAUCUUCAAUGCCUCUAAUGCCCGUCUAUUACAGAACGUUCACUACAAACUGUCUGGAGAGGCGGUCGAUGGAGCAGACGAAGAGGAGGUAGCGGCGCUGACCAAGGCCAUAACCGCAACCAAAGUUAUUCCCAACAACAAGUACUCCAUCACAAAACUCCUGUCCACUAAAAAGUCUCGCAAAAACUCGGACAAAGAUUCCGUCUUGAGUGAGAAACUUCUAGCUUCUCCGCGGAUCACAACUCACGUCGAUAAAGAUUACAAUUCUAACACACAUCGCAAAGAAGAGACUUUAGAUGGAGAGUUUUUCUCUGGAAUUUCUGGGAAACACAUGGCCGUGCCUUUGGCGUUUAAUGGAUGAGGGAACAUAUGCUUCGAUGGUUGUGACAUGAAGAUGGAAUAUAAAACUCUCGAUGUUGUGUUUAUUUGCCAAAACCGUGUAUUAAUUUAUGGAUAACCCAACUUUAUAACUGAGAAAUGGACCAUGUACUACAUUAAAAUCCAUUUCAAAGAGUAAGACAUUAACACAAUGUUAUAUUUUAUGACAUGUUCUUGGCAAAAGCUAGACAAGUUCAUUGGAAUCCUUUUAUUUAUCAAAAACCAUAAUACAUAGACCAAGAAUUCAGUGAAUAAUGACUCACGUUUAGAAUAUAAGGACGUGAUGGGCUGAACAUAUGGUAUUUGUGGACGUGACGGUGAAAAUGAGGGUAUUGUGAUUAUGCACUAUUUAUAUUCGUGAUAGUAUUGUGGUGAUGUAUUAUUUAUAUAAAUGAAAGUAUUGUACAUGAUUGGACAAUAUUUAUACAUAUGACAGUGCAUGUGCGGGUAAUACAUGUCUGUAUGUACACACGACAGUAUUGUGAUCAUGAUAUAUUUAUAUGUGUGGCAGUAUUGUAAUGAUGCACAUGUAUUAUCAAUAUACAUGAAAGUAUUGUGUACGAUCGGACAAUAUUUAUAUACAAGACAGCAUUAUGAUCAUGCACGUAGCAUUUGUGUAUUUUAAUAAGACAGGCAUGCAGUAUUUUAAUCAAGCUUGCAUACAGUAUUGUUGAUUCGAUACAGUAUUUGUGUGAUAGUGCAUGCAAGCUUUAUUUGGACCAUUGGGUUUUUGCACUUGCGUGUAUUCAUUAUGGUACUUGGAACCUUAGCAAUGAC